Messenger RNA from Diabrotica virgifera virgifera (western corn rootworm), 1742 nucleotides. RefSeq names its product U-scoloptoxin(05)-Cw1a (gene bou). Gene Ontology annotation, biological process: positive regulation of voltage-gated potassium channel activity; sleep; regulation of synaptic transmission, cholinergic. The transcript is spliced from 4 exons. The record is from RefSeq and is a predicted model, not a curated record. NCBI's taxonomy places the organism in Eukaryota, Metazoa, Arthropoda, Insecta, Coleoptera, Chrysomelidae. The coding region runs from base 116 to 679 and encodes 187 amino acids.
GGUGUGGCAAAUUUUGUUGGUUAUGUCUCAACAGUUGUUUACAAAUAUUAUUUUUGUAGAAAAUUUUCAAAAAUAAAUAUUACUUGAAAGUAUUCCUCUUAAAUUAGGUUCAAACAUGUUUUACACAAAUUUUACAUUGUGUUUUAUAAUUUUUAGUGCUUUUGUUCAAUUGUCCCUUUCCCUAGAUUGUUAUCAGUGUUCGGGGAGUGAUCCAAACAAGCCAUUUCAAUGUAAUGAAUGGUUAUCUGGUGAUAUAGAUAUUACGCCAGAGCCAUGUGAUAAUGUUUUUGGUGCAAAGUAUUGCAUAAAACAUGUUGGCCGAUUUGAAGGUUCUGCUAUAAAAUGUUACCAGUGUUCUUCCUCAAAGUCAAUAGACUGCGCAGAUGGGUUGAUCCACAUGGGUGGAUUAGAACCCCAAAGCUGUGAAAACGUUUUUGAGGCUCAAUAUUGCAUAAAAUCUACAAGUUUAGAGGGAGGUAUCGGCACUAAACGAUUUUGUUCGUCCUUGGAUCUUGGCAACUAUUGCAACUAUGUGAAACAACCAGGGGAUACUUUAACAUACAGGACAUGCCUUUAUACAUGCACCGGAGAUGGUUGUAAUCCCGCUGCUUCCAAGAAACCUCAGUCUCUUCUACUGUUGAUGACGAUAGCGGGAAUAGUAUUUUAUAGAAUGAUCUAAGACGGAUAACAUAUUGUAAAAUGUAGGAUGUCGACUCACAAACCCUUUGGCUCAUUGUUAACCUAGUCCGUCCCUUAAGUGUUAGAGCAGGUUCACAUGACAAACGCUUAACGCAUGCUAAAUUUUUGUAUAGCGUUCACAUGGUCCAUCAUUGUCAAAGAUGGGCGUAAAAAUAAUUUUAACAGUGACUUUAUACGGAUAGCAGAAACGACGAAGGUUAUGAUAUUGUACGAUUUGUGAGUGAUCCGAAUGGAAGGACAUAGCUAGACAGGUAAAGACCCAUCCAGGGUUAUGUCAGAAGAAGAGCAGAACGACGAAAGACGAAAUGUCAACUGAAUGAUAACACAACAUAAAACCAAUGAUAUCAAAGCCCACUUUGACGCGCUCUGCCAACAGUUGACUGCAAACGCAGCGUUCAACGCGUGGUAACAUGUGUACAUAGAUGUAAAUGCGCGUUAAGCGCUUUUCAUGUGAACCUGCCUUUAAAGUAAGAAUAAAUACCCCAUUUUUGUAUGUAAGUUAAAAUCUAGUAAAAUAUUGAUGAUUAUAAGCGAAUCUCAGAGACUAAAGUAAAAAAUGACAAUAUUUUACACGUUACUAUAUACGUAGAUAAUCUAAGACCUUAGUUUAUUUGUAAAAAGGUAGCAAUUUUGAGUAAAGUAAACAAUAUAUAUUUUUUUUGUUUGGAAUUUACUUGAAUAUUUAGUGAAGGCAACUCUAGUUUUGAACCGAUUUUUCUCAGCUUGAUCUGUUAAAUAGUAACUAAGUCACUUUGCUUUAGAACAAAAGCUUUUUUGAUAUACAUUUUUAAAAGGGGAUAUUUUUAUUUAUAUAGUAAUAGUAUAUUGACGUAUCACGUUUUUAUCUAUCGUUCAAAAUGUUUUGAUAGCAUAUUUUAUAGAUAUUUUUAAUAAUAAAUUAAUGUACCUUUACUUAGAGUAUAAAAUGACCAAUGACCAAUAGUUGAACCUAAAGAUAUAUCUGCCCUGCCUCUCUGUAAAUAUAGUACAAUUUUACGAUGUCAAUCAAAAUGUGGCAAUAAUAAAUAUGGAUAUUAAAGAAA